ACUCUCUUCUCCAACUACGCGGUGCAGUCGCCCUCCAGUGCCAGGCCCGCAAGACUGAUGCCGCGGAAGCGCUCCAGGGAUGGCGAUGAGGAUCCGGAGGCGUCCCAGCCCCCGGCUUCCCAGGCGGCGUCUCAGGCGACGCAGGCGCCCCCUUUGGAAGCCGCGGAGCUCGAGAAGCUGAGCGCUACCGCCGUCCGCUUUGUGCUGAUGCGUGAGCACAGCCGCAAGCCGCUGGCGAGGACGGAGCUCAAGGAGGCCGUGCUCGGCAAGGACCGGACGGACCGUGGCGGAAAGAUUAUCAAGGCGGUCAUCGCCGCCGCCAACGAGAAGCUGCGCCACCUCUGCGGCCUGGAGCUGGCCACCGCCAACUCGGCUGCGGACGCCGCGCCCGACGCCUCGCAAGCCGCCGGCCCAUCGCAGGCGGAGGCGACGCAGGAGGCGACGCAGGAGCGGGCGGUGGGCGGUGGCGCGGCCUCCAAGCUCCUCCUCGUCAACGUGCUCCCCCGCGCAGUCGCGCCCGAGCCGGCGGACGGCAAGCUCGUCUUCUACGCGCUGGUGGAGACGGUCCUCAACCUGCUGAGCGACCACGGCGGCAGGCUGCCCGAGAGCGAGCUGACCGAGACCUGGCUCCCCAAGCUCGGACUCAAAGAGAAGGACACGCUGCCCGGCCUCGGUACCGCAAAGGUGUGUGACCUCAUCUCGAAGCGGAUGGUGACCGAGGGCUUUCUUGUCAAGACGCAAGGUGCGUAUGCGCAGGGCCCGCGCGCAGUGCUCUCCCGCAGCUCCGAGGCGGCAAAUACCUUCCGAGGUGAGCUCGAGGGCUGAGAUUAGUCACCGCAACGCGCAUUGGACCCUCGCUUGUGCCACUCGGGCCGAGAUGAACGCUCU
Molecule: messenger RNA, 888 nt
Organism: Emiliania huxleyi CCMP1516
Lineage: Eukaryota; Haptophyta; Isochrysidales; Noelaerhabdaceae
Exons: 4
Coding region: 58-825 (255 amino acids)
Source: RefSeq, a predicted model, not a curated record